Bipolaris victoriae FI3 is the source of this 4788-nucleotide messenger RNA. RefSeq lists its product as hypothetical. Gene Ontology annotation, molecular function: ATP binding; actin filament binding; microfilament motor activity. Gene Ontology annotation, cellular component: vesicle; actin cytoskeleton; myosin complex. The coding region runs from base 1 to 4788 and encodes 1595 amino acids. The transcript has 5 exons. Lineage: Eukaryota; Fungi; Ascomycota; Dothideomycetes; Pleosporales; Pleosporaceae. The record is from RefSeq and is a predicted model, not a curated record. Gene Ontology annotation, biological process: vesicle transport along actin filament; actin filament organization.
AUGGCUCACAUCUACGAUAUCGGCACCCGCGCAUGGCAGCCCGACACCACCGAGGGCUGGGUUGCCUCCGAGGUGACGGACAAGCAGAUUGCGGGGGAUAAGGUGACGCUGGUCUUCACUCUGGAAAAUGGCGAGACCAAGACAGUCGAGACGACUCUCGACGCCAUCCAGACUGGCAACGACGACAAACUGCCGCCAUUGAUGAACCCCGCCAUGCUUGAGGCUAGCGACGACUUGACCAACUUGUCGCAUCUUAACGAACCGGCUGUCCUCCAGGCCAUUAAGCUUCGUUACUUACAAAAAGAGAUCUACACAUAUUCGGGUAUUGUCCUGAUUGCAACGAAUCCCUUCGCCCGCGUCGACUCCCUAUAUGUUCCCGGCAUGGUACAAGUUUAUGCUGGCAAACAGAGAUCAUAUGGCGCUCCGCAUUUGUUCGCCAUUGCUGAAGAGGCUUUUGCCGACAUGUUGCGCGACCAGAAGAACCAGACCAUUGUCGUUUCUGGAGAGUCUGGUGCUGGUAAGACGGUCAGCGCCAAAUACAUCAUGCGAUACUUUGCCACACGAGAGUCUCCCGACAACCCGGGCAAGCGGAGAGGCAAGUCCGACCAGAUGAGUGAGACAGAAGAGCAAAUUCUGGCUACCAAUCCCAUCAUGGAAGCCUUUGGUAACGCGAAGACCACGCGAAACGACAACUCGUCUCGUUUCGGUAAAUACAUUGAAAUCAUGUUCAACAAGCAGACGGACAUUAUCGGUGCCAAGAUCAGGACAUAUCUGCUCGAACGGUCAAGACUGGUGUUCCAGCCGCUUAAGGAGCGCAACUACCACGUUUUCUACCAGCUGGUAGCCGGUGCUACCGACGAGGAGCGUGAGGAGCUUUCGCUCAAGUCGGUCGAGGAGUUCAGCUACCUCAACCAGGGUAGCGCUCCCGUUAUUGAGGGCAUGGACGACGUUGCUGAAUUCAAGGCGACAAAGCAAUCGCUGACCAAGAUUGGUGUUUCGUCCGAAACCCAAGACGGCAUCUGGCGCCUGCUUGCGGCCCUUUUGCACAUGGGAGAUGUCAAGAUCACUGCGACACGAACAGACUCAAAUCUUUCUCCCGAGGAGCCCUCUCUCGUCAAGGCCUGUGCCCUGCUCGGAAUUGACGCAAACACGUUUGCCAAGUGGAUUGUAAAGAAGCAACUCAUUACCAGAGGAGAAAAGAUUGUUUCCAACCUGACACAACAACAAGCUAUCGUCGUCCGAGACUCGGUUGCCAAAUUCAUCUAUUCAAGUCUGUUCGACUGGCUAGUAGAGCGAACCAACGAGAGUUUAGCCACAGAAGAGGUUAUUGCGUCUGCCCACACCUUCAUCGGUGUUUUGGAUAUCUACGGUUUCGAGCACUUUGCAAAAAACUCUUUCGAGCAGUUCUGUAUCAACUAUGCCAAUGAGAAAUUGCAGCAAGAGUUCAACGCACACGUCUUCAAGCUCGAGCAGGAAGAAUACAUGCGUGAAAAGAUCGAUUGGACUUUUAUCGACUUUGCCGACAACCAACCGUGUAUCGACCUGAUUGAGGGCAAGCUCGGUAUCCUGUCCCUCUUGGAUGAAGAGUCUAGGUUGCCUAUGGGUUCCGACGAGCAGUUUGUCACCAAGCUCCACCACAACUACUCGGGAGACAAGCACAAGUUCUACAAGAAGCCUCGAUUUGGAAAGUCUGCCUUCACCGUUUGCCACUACGCCGUCGACGUCACAUACGAGUCUGAUGGCUUCAUUGAGAAGAACAGAGAUACUGUGCCCGACGAGCACAUGGAAGUCCUCAAGGCCUCAAGCAACAAGUUCUUGACUGAAGUGUUGGACACUGCUGCUUCGAUCCGAGAAAAGGAGACAGCCAGCACUGCCUCUGCCAAACCGGGUGCUGCAGUCUCAGCUGGACGCAGGGUGGCUACCAACCGAAAGCCAACGCUUGGUGGUAUCUUCAAGUCUUCGCUCAUCGAGCUCAUGCAAACCAUCAAUUCGACUGAUGUUCACUAUAUCCGUUGUAUCAAGCCCAACGAGGCAAAGGCUGCCUGGCAAUUUGAUGGACCCAUGGUUCUGAGUCAAUUGCGUGCUUGCGGUGUCCUCGAGACGGUCAGAAUCAGUUGUGCCGGUUACCCUACCCGAUGGACGUACGAAGAAUUCGCCCUCCGUUACUACAUGUUGGUCAGGUCCUCCGAAUGGACACCGGAAAUUCGCAACAUGGCCACAGCCAUUCUGAAGAAGGCUCUGGGCACUGGCAAGAACGAUGGCACCGACAAGUACCAGAUGGGUCUGACCAAGAUCUUCUUCCGCGCUGGUAUGCUUGCAUUCCUUGAGAACCUGCGUACUGCUCGCCUCAACGAUGCGGCCGUUAUGAUCCAGAAGAACCUUCGUGCUAAGUACUACCGCCGCGUCUAUCUCGAGAUGCGCGAAGCUGUCAUCUCGGUUCAGUCAUUGGCUAGAGGUUACAUGACCAGAGAACGCGCUGAGGAGGCACGACAGGUCAGGGCUGCGACCACCAUCCAAAGAGUCUGGAGGGGUAGCAAAGACCGCAAGCGCUUCCUCUUCGUCAGGAACUCGGUCAUCAAAUUCGAAGCUGCCGCGAAGGGAUACCUUCUCCGCAAGAACAUUCUGGACAAGAGGCUUGGAGAUGCUGCUCGUAUGAUCCAGCGUAACUGGCGCAAGCAGCGUUACAUCCGCGCCUACAAGAAGCAGAUCAAGCAAAUCAUCACUGUUCAGAAACUGUGGCGAGGACGAAAGGCUCGCAAGGAGUACAAGGUCCUGCGCGCCGAAUCUCGCGAUCUCAAGAACAUCUCCUACAAGCUGGAAAACAAGGUCGUCGAGCUUACUCAGAACUUGGGUACGAUGAGGGAACAGAACAAGUCGCUCAAGUCACAAGUGGAGAAUUACGAGAGCCAGAUCAAGUCAUACAAAGAACGCAGCCGAACUCUCGAGAACCGCCAGAAGGAACUUCAGGCCGAAGCCAACCAGGCUGGUAUCACUGCUGCCAAGCUCAGCCAGAUGGAGGACGAGUACAAGAAGCUGCAGAUCAGCUACGAAGAGAGCACUGCCAAGAUGCGUCACUUGCAAGAAGAGGAGAAGGAGCUCCGCGCUUCGCUCAAGAGGACUACCGAGGACCUCGAGCAGUCAAAGAGGAGGAGCAAUGUCACCGAGACAGAGAAGAUGUCGCUCCGCCAGCAGCUUGCCGAACUCCAGGAGCAGGUCGAGUUGAUGAAGCGCUCUGGACCAAUCCCCAGCGACCUCAAUGGACAUGCUCCAAGCAUUGCGCCCAGCAGCUUGAUCAAGCUCGUCUCGUCGAAGAAGCCAAAGAGGCGCAGUGCCGGACCCGACACUCGCGACAUCAACCGCUUCAGCGAACAAUACAACCCUCGCCCUGUCUCCAUGGCGCCUGGCUCCACCAUCCACAGGCAGAACCUGUCCGGCUCAACGUUUGCUCAGCUUGACAACGUCGAGAUGGAGCUUGAGAACAUCCUUGCCGAGGAGGACAUGCUCAACGACGAGGUUACUCUUGGACUCAUCAAGAACUUGAAGAUCCCAUCACCCACUACCACACCUCCUCCCACCGACAAGGAAGUCCUCUUCCCUGCCUACCUCAUCAACCUCGUCACUUCGGAGAUGUGGAACAAUGGCUUCGUCAAGGAGUCUGAGCGCUUCCUUGCCAACGUCAUGCAGUCGAUCCAGCAAGAGGUCAUGCAACACGAUGCCGAGGAUGCCAUCAACCCAGGCGCCUUCUGGCUGUCUAACGUCCACGAGAUGUUGUCCUUUGUCUUCCUCGCUGAAGACUGGUACGAGCAACAAAAGACGGACAACUACGAGUACGACCGCCUGCUUGAGAUUGUCAAGCACGACUUGGAGAGUCUUGAGUUCAACAUUUACCACACCUGGAUGAAGGUGCUCAAAAAGAAGCUGCACAAGAUGAUCAUUCCCGCCAUCAUCGAGUCGCAAUCGCUACCUGGCUUCGUUACCAACGAGAGCAACCGCUUCCUUGGCAAGCUGCUCCAGGGCAGCAACACCCCUGCUUACAGCAUGGACAACCUCCUCACCCUGCUCAACAGUGUCUACAAGGCUAUGAAGGCAUACUACCUUGAGGACUCCAUCAUCACACAGUGCGUCACCGAGUUGCUGAGAUUGGUUGGUGUUACCGCCUUCAACGACCUGCUCAUGCGCCGCAACUUCCUCUCAUGGAAGCGUGGUCUCCAGAUCAACUACAACAUCACCCGCAUUGAGGAGUGGUGCAAGUCUCAUGAUAUGCCUGAGGGUACUCUGCAACUUGAGCACCUUAUGCAAGCUACCAAGCUGCUUCAACUGAAGAAGGCUACAUUGAACGAUAUUGAAAUCAUCCAGGACAUUUGCUGGAUGUUGAGCCCUAACCAGAUCCAGAAGCUGCUCAACCAGUACCUUGUGGCAGACUAUGAACAGCCCAUCAACGGCGAAAUCAUGAAGGCUGUCGCAUCCCGAGUGACGGAGAAGAGUGAUGUUCUGCUGCUCACGGCAGUCGACAUGGAGGACAGUGGCCCAUACGAGAUUGCGGAACCUCGAGUCAUUACUGCAUUGGAGACAUACACGCCAUCAUGGCUUCAAACACCCCGCCUCAAGCGCCUUGCCGAGAUAGUGUCUCAGCAGGCUAUUGCGCAACAAGAGAAGCUCGAGUUUGACGACGACAUGCCCGCCGGCCAAUCCAACGGCGACGCCAUGAACGCUCUGACUGGCGGCAUGGGCAUGAACGGCGGGGGAAUGAAUGGACACGCAACGAUUGAAGAAGGUAUUGAGGCAUGA